AUGUUGGCGCGGCGUGCGGCUGAAAAGGCACGCCGGGAUUUGGAGCGGGAAUUAGCUGGAGAGGCGGAGAGACGUCGUGCAGCGGCAGUUCCCGCGUGGAAGCGACAGCUAUUGCAAAGGAGGGAGGAAGCUGAAAAUCGAUUGAGACAAUCACUGUACACACCCAAAGUUGAAGAGGGCCACGGGAACGGCACAAUCAACGGGGAGUGGCGCGCGUACCCCAGCGGCACGCAGCGCGCCGUCUCCAUCGACAACAUCUCGCUGUGCUACGACUCGCACACGCAGCCCACGCGCGCACCCUCCGAGUUCAAGCUCAACACGGAACAUUGCAAUGGUCAUGCGACAACGAACGGUAAACACGUCGACGAAGGAGAGCAAGAAAGCGCUAAAAUUAUACCAUGGCGAGCCCAACUUCGCAAGACAAACAGCAAGCUCAAUCUACUUGAAUAG
Messenger RNA from Parnassius apollo (apollo), 450 nucleotides. Lineage: Eukaryota; Metazoa; Arthropoda; Insecta; Lepidoptera; Papilionidae. The record is from the annotation of a GenBank genome assembly.